AUGGUUAAACUAGUAAAAAAAUUUGUUGUCGGUGACAAAGUAUUUGCUAAGGUUCGAGGUUAUCCGCCUUGGCCCGCUAAAAUUCGAAAAGUACCAGAGUCUAAUAAAAAAAACGGCAAAUACGAGGUUUACUUUUAUGGAACUGGUGAAAAGGGUGAAUGUACUCUUGAUAGAAUAUAUGAUUACCACGAGAAUAAGGAUAAAUAUGGUAAGCCUAGUAAAGCUAAAAAAUUUCUUGAGGGUAUGCAAGAGCUUGAACAAGACAUUGAAAAAGUUGAGGACAAAACUCCGACUAUAACUGAAACAAAAGAAGCUGUUGCUGAUGAAUCAGAUCAUGAAAAUAACCAAACGACAACUGAGCCCUCUGCAGGUGUUCAAUUAGACAGUGAUGUAGAAUCAACAUUGGUAAUUGAUGAGAGUGAUAAAAAGAAAUCGUUGAAACGUAAAACAAUACUCAAUACGUCAAAUUCUACCGUAAAUACUAUCGGACGAGGAAGACCGAAAGUUAAACAUGAAGAGCCUAACGAAAACGUAUCAACACAGUCUAAUGCUAAAAAAAGAAUGAGCGUAGAAAAAGACGAUAAAAAGCUUAUUAUCAAUGAAAAUUUGAAUCAAAAUGAAAAAACUAAGCGGUUACGUACGGAAAGUCAAUUGAUAGAAUUAAAUAAUCAAAUAAAGUCAUAUUUGUCUUUAGAACAAGCAGACACUGACAAAUGUCUUCGAGCAAUGGACGAUGUACUCGGUCUUACAAUAGAUUCGUUAAUGCUUAAAAAACAUUCUAAUGUUGUUGAAACUGUAAAAAGGUUACGAAGAUAUAUUGGUAAUUUAUCAGAGUGGUCGCUUUCUGAAGAAGCUGUUAAAAAUUUUAAACAAAAAGCUCAACAAAUAAGAGAGAAAGCUGAUGAAAUGUAUAAUAAGUUCAAAACGCUGUUCAUUAUUCCGGAUGGUCAGUCGUUUUGGCAGACAUUUAGUGAGCAAGUUACACAGUUUAAAGAAGUUACGAAAAAUAUGUCUGAGCCUACAAUAUUUGGACUCUUGGUUGAUCCAACGAAUCCUGAGUCUACAAAUGCCAAUGAUGUACUGGUACUGUCUGGUGAUGAAGGAGUUACACAAAAUGAUGUCGUAGCUAAAGGAGAUUUAUCGAAUGAUGAGACAUCAUCUCCAACCUCCAAGUAA
Molecule: messenger RNA, 1176 nt
Organism: Cotesia congregata
Lineage: Eukaryota; Metazoa; Arthropoda; Insecta; Hymenoptera; Braconidae
Source: the annotation of a GenBank genome assembly